Lemur catta (Ring-tailed lemur) is the source of this 2254-nucleotide messenger RNA. It is a transcript of the gene KCTD11, whose product is annotated as potassium channel tetramerization domain containing 11. The record is from RefSeq and is a predicted model, not a curated record. Gene Ontology annotation, biological process: protein homooligomerization; positive regulation of neuron differentiation. The transcript has a single exon. Bases 267 to 965 code for a protein of 232 amino acids. NCBI's taxonomy places the organism in Eukaryota, Metazoa, Chordata, Mammalia, Primates, Lemuridae.
CCCCCAUCCACCACCAAAGUAACUGGGUGAGCUCCACACCUUGCUGCCUUGAACUCCAACACAGCAAGUCUGAAAGUUACAACCCAAUUCUGCAUACUGCUAGGAAGUUCUGCCUUUUCUUCUCUUUUGAGUCUCCUGUACUUCCCAAAAUUUCCCCUCCUCCUGUGCCCUCUUCGCCCCCCUCCUUUGGGGGCCCUGUGACCCUGAAUGUGGGGGGCACACUAUAUUCCACCACUUUGGAGACCCUGACCCGCUUCCCAGACUCCAUGCUGGGGGCAAUGUUUAGGGCCGGCACCCCCAUGCCGCCCAACCUCAAUCCCCAAGGAGGCGGCCACUAUUUCAUCGACCGGGAUGGCAAAGCCUUCCGACACAUCCUCAAUUUCCUGCGGCUGGGCCGCCUGGACUUGCCCCGUGGAUACGGAGAGACAGCACUUCUCAGAGCAGAAGCUGACUUCUACCAGAUCCGGCCCCUCCUGGAUGCCCUUCGGGAACUGGAGGCCUCUCGGGGGACCCCUGCACCCACAGCUGCCUUGCUCCACGCAGAUGUAGAUGUCAGCCCCCGCCAGGUGCAUUUCUCUGCUCGCCGGGGCCCACACCACUAUGAGCUGAGCUCGGUCCAGGUGGACAUCUUCCGGGCAAACCUCUUCUGUACGGACUCCGAGUGUCUGGGUGCUAUGCGGGCCCGAUUCGGUGUGGCCAGUGGGGACAGGGCAGAGGGAGGCCCACAUUUUCGUCUGGAGUGGGCGCCCCGCCCUGCGGAACUCCCUGAGGUGGAGUAUGGGAGACUGGGGCUGCAGCCCCUGUGGACCGGGGGGCCAGGAGAGCCGCGGGAGGUGGUGGGCACACCGAGCUUCCUGGAAGAGGUGCUGCGUGUGGCUCUGGAGCACGGCUUCCGCCUAGACUCCGUCUUCCCUGAUCCUGAAGACCUGCUCAACUCCCGGUCUCUGCGCUUUAUCCGCCACUGAAAAUGCUGUCCUCAGUUUGAUUGUGGGGAGGAAAGGGAAUGGGGCAGCUAACAGGGAAAAGGUUCUCCUAAAGCCUCUUUCUAGCUCUGCCUCAGGAGCUAUGAGAGUCAGGGGUCCCACUGCACCUGACUGGAGCCCAGAUGUGGGCAGGAAUUCCCAAACCUGAGCAUCACAAUAGUCCAGAGGGUCUGGACUGGUGCUGACCCUGGGUGGGCAUGGAAGGUUCUCUUGACUGUUCUCACCUAAGGCUAGGGACUGCCAGUCUCUCCUUGGAGCUCAGUAUUUAGGGGUCUAGAAAAGUGGGGACCAUCUCUUUGUCCAUGCUACACCCAGCAGAACACUGGGGGGACUUGGGGUCUGAGGGAAAAGGGGGACUUUGCACUGCCCCAGUAUGGCCUCCUGGACCAUGGCUUCUCCUGAAGCUGAGUGGCCUGGCCUGGCCUGGCCAAUGAGAAUCCAGAACACUGUGGAACAUGGGAGGGGGGGUUCUUUGCAGUGUCCCAAGCCACCUACUGAAGGAGACAGAAAGGCCACACCCCAUCCUAGGUUGGCAUAAGGGAGCUAGGAGAGUCCCCAUUAGCAAUGGGGCUGGAGCACCUCUCUGGAAUUCCAAGUAUUUUGAAGGAUCCCAUAUGGAGGGUGGGGCUGGCCAUGGGAAGGAGGGGGGUAUCUUUUUGGUCCUGGCCUUACUUACUUCGUGUGUGUGUGUGUGUGUGUGUGUGUGUACCAGUUUGUCUACCUGAUGUGCGGUUCCCUGGCAUCCUUGUCUCCAUCUGUGUUGCUGGCUACAGUGUCUAUGUGCUGGUCGUUCUGUGGUCUCUGCAUGUCCAGGCCUGUUUGGGGUUGCCCCACAACUGUUCUGGUACAGGGUGUGUCUGUGGUAUAUGUGUGAGUAGACUGAGAAUUAAUAGUUUAAUUACAGGGUGUGUAUAUGCAUGUGUGUUUAUGUGCACGCAUGUACACACAUCACCAUCUAGGCAGGAGGGGCCUGUUGGGGUUUAAGUCACUGGGAUCUUCCUGGUGAGAGGUAAGAGGAGUCACUGGGCUUAGCUAGGACUCUGAGGCCUGUACGAACUCCUGGUUGCUGAGGCAACCAUAGGCCUCUUGCUAGGAGACAGCUGGGGGAGGCCCAACGCUGCCCAGUGCAGGGAGGAGAUGAAGAGUUUGGGGGAGUGAGGGGGACAUGGGAAGGGAUGGGAUACUCAUGCACAGCUUCUGCACUGGGGCAUCACUCAUUGUUCAUCACUGGUCAUGAUUUACAAGAAGAAAAAUAAAAUUGCUUUUGGAAC